UAUGCAUUCGACGUACAUAACAUAACCAAAAAAAGUUACAUAGCAAAAUAUUUACUGCUAUUUUUUGAGUGAUACAAAAUGUUAUUUAGUUAUAAUAAAUUUGAUAAAUCGAUGUAUUUGAAAUGGGACAUCGUGCAAAUGAGAAAGAUAUAAUGAUAGCUCACCUAGAAAAUCCCGUGGCACCUCUUCUAUAUAUAGGAUUUAUUUUUAGGUUGGAGCUAGCCAUAGUUCGUAUCAAGAAUCUGUUUCAACGUUGAAUUUCUAGGAGAAAUAAAAAUGGCAAAUGACUUAAUUCUUCGGGGUAAAGACAAACUCCAUGAAAUUAGUAUGAAAUUAGAACAAAGUCAUCUGGCUUAUCUACAAACUGAUGAUAGUCCUUUAAAAUUAGAUCAACGUCGUAAACUAGAAGGAUUUAUCAAGGAGUACCUCUACCUUGUUCCUAAUGAAAGUAAAUAUAUGUUUCAUGAAACAGCAGAUAUUUUACGUAGAUCCGCUGCUACAUUACAAGAUUUUAGCGGUUACAGAGCUGCCACUGCUUGGAGUGCUAUUUCUUUAUACGCUGCAAAUCUUGUUGCACAACCUUGGAGAAAAGAGUAUAGGAUAUUACGGAUUUACAGUGGAUUUUACAAACAUGAAGUACAAGCUAAUUUAAUAGGAGCAGAAUUGAUGUUUGAACAGAUGGGAUAUAAACAUGCAGGCAGGGAAGUGCUUGUUUUAGAAGGUCCGAUAGAUCCAGAUAAAGUAACUAAUGUUAGUAGAGAUGCGAUAGUGGCUUUUGUAGAAUGUCAGGUUUUAAAACAGAUAUGGGAAUGUGUUUCAAAGAAUUAUACAAUAUCUUGGCUAGAGGUUCUGGAAUUCCGUGAGAAUCAUGUUGGAACUCCUGAACAAGCUAUCAGAGCUUUGAAUCAACGUUUUCUGGAAAAAUUACACCAAAGUCGUGUAAAAGUUGAUAUGUAUAGAAACUAUCAUUAUCCACAACUUGCAACCAUGAAUACAGUACCACCACCUAUUAAUUAUCAUAUGCCAUCUAAUAAUUACAGUAUACCACCAUGUCCCUCAGACUAUAGAUGUAUUAAUGAUGCAAAUGUGAUAUCUAAAAAUUACCAUUAUUUUAAUUCAAUGGAUCAUGGCAUGCUAAAUUGUUAUGGUACAUAUGGAUGUAUGCCACCUGGAAAUAAAUGUGGUAAUAUUUAUAAUAAUCCCUAUUAUCCUACAGUACAAGCAUAUACAACAAGAGUACCUGCAAACAGGCUAGUAGAGCUUAAUAUGCCACUUCCAGUCGAGAAUUACGAUAAAACGUGUAGAAAAUCAUCGCAAAGAACUUUUAAUAUGGACGAAGUGGAUUUUCAUAAAAGGCAGCCUAUUGAUUCGGAUUAUGAUUAUGCUAAAGUUGAUAAAAAAUAUAUAAAACCAUAUUCGAACAUAGAGAAGAAUACACAUGAAAGUUGGGACUUUGUUUAUAAAAAUUUAGAAAGUCAGGGAUAUUCAAAGGAUCUUGGUGAUAGAGAAGAUAUUUUAAAUAAAACAGAGCCAGAUUUAGGAUUCCUCAAGCAGAAGCCAUUAAGGUCUUCUGAAAACGAAGAAAAGUAUUGUAUUUAUCGAUUGGAGAAAGAAAAAAGUGGAAGAGAUGUAAAAGAUAUUAACAAUCAUAUCACAAAUGGACGAAAACACCAUCAUGAUACAUUAUCAAUUAAAAAGAAAUCUUCUUCUUUUGAUUUAUCAGAUUCAAAUAGAUAUCAUAAUGAUACUACAAUAGAAAAUCAGUCAUAUUUAUAUGGUACAGUGAAAAAACAUGAUAGUCGAAUUUUACCCAUACAACGAUCGCAUCAUUCGUCUGAACAGAUUUCAAGGAUUACCAAUUCAAUUAAUAAUCUGGAAUUGUCAGAAUCCAAAAAAGAAACUAAUAGCGAAGAUAAAAAUAAAUGGAAUUGUGCAACUUGCACCUUCUUAAAUUCACCUAAGAGAGAAAUUUGUGAAAUGUGUAUGAAAUCUAAAUUUAAAGGAAAUGAAGAUAAACCACUAGCAAGUGGUGGUAAAGAAUGCCCAAAGUGUACAUUAGUAAAUGAGAAAAAUGUUUCUGUCUGUGAAGCGUGUAAUACAAGUUUGAAAGAUUCUCCAACUUACAUAUAAAAGCAUUGUCUCUUUAUAAAAAGGUAAUAUUUUAUUUCUGAAUAUGAUUUACUUAUGAGGAGAAGUAUAUGAUUUAUAUGGUCCUUGCAAAAAAAGAUGAAGUUAUUUCCAAAUUAAGACAAACAUGUGUUAAUAUUAUCUACAUAUAGACUUCAGUUAUAACGUAAAAACCUUUAGAAAGUAUUGUUAUGUAAUAUACUACUUAAAUAUUUAAAUUUGAAGUAGGGAAAAUAUGAAGUUAUUUACUUUAAUUUCUAAUGUGCAAAUAGGCUUGUGAUAUCAAUAUAUUAGUAUUAUUAUACUGAUGUGGUGGCCUAUAAAAUAUCUCUAAUAUGAUUAAUACAAAUCUAAAAUAUAGACGAACUAUGAUAUUACACACAUGAUUAUACAGAAGUUAAUUUCAUAUUAAACUUUUAAAGAGAUUUUUAUUGUAUUACUCUACUUUAUUUAUUUAAUGAAGAGUAGUAUAUAUAGAAAAUCUCGUUUAAAAAUAUAAACAUUAACUAGUAACUUUCUUAUGUGCUUAUAAUGAUUAAUUUUUCAGGCUUCUAUUAGUUAAUAUAUAACUGUAGCAUUAUUAAUAAUAAUGGAAUGUAGUUACUUUUCACACAUGCCAUAUAUUAUCAUAUAAUAACUUAUAAAAUAAUUUAUUGCACAAUAAUUGGGGUAAAACUCCUUGUUAUGUAGUGAUGAAGACUAUUGAAGAUGAGUUGCCUUGAUUGUACAAGAAUCUAAAAAUGUAACCACUGUUAUCUUAAAGAAUGCCAAAUAGAUGCAAUAUCUGUUUA
Vespula pensylvanica (western yellowjacket) is the source of this 2918-nucleotide messenger RNA. RefSeq lists its product as uncharacterized. Lineage: Eukaryota; Metazoa; Arthropoda; Insecta; Hymenoptera; Vespidae. The transcript is spliced from 5 exons. The record is from RefSeq and is a predicted model, not a curated record. The coding region runs from base 277 to 2130 and encodes 617 amino acids. Gene Ontology annotation, cellular component: cytoplasm.